UAGUGCCGCCGCUGUUGCUGUUGCUGCUGUUGUAUUGGAGGCACAUUGCUGGAUUCCCUUUCUCUUUUUUUUCUUUCUUUCUCCAUCUCUCGUUCUUGUUCUUCUUCAUUUUUUUUUUCUUUUGCUGCCCCCCAAUUCAAUUCACCGGAAUGGAUUUCUUCAUAUCUUGGGAUUUUUGUUUUUCUUCUGAAAUAAGGAAGUAGAUGCGGGAAGUCUUAAAGGGAAUUCACGAGCGCAUCGGUUCCAGAAGAAGAAGGAUUUUAAACGGGAAUAAUACGAAGAGGGGCGACUCGAAGGUGUAAAAAAAAAAAAGAAAGAAAGAAAAAAAAAAGAAUAGAAAGUGGCCAAGGUGUGCCACCGGGAGUAGGAAUUGCCAGCCGUGGAGGUGGUGAUGUCGGUGCUGCUGCUGCUGCAGCCUCUGCCUGCAGUGAGAGCCCCGUCAGCGUCGCGGAGGAGCCGCUAGAAGUCCUCGGAGAAAAGGCGCUUUGCUAAGCCGAGCCGAUCGAGACACACCAGAGAGAGAGAUACGACCCCCCUCCUCCCCACCCCCGUCCAUGCGCCCCUCUUCGCCUCUGUGCCGGCAUCGUUGGCUUUGUAGGCGAUCGCACUCUCUUCGCUCCUUUUCUUUCCUCUUGAUGUUUUUCGGCGACUGAACAAAAGGCACCGACGGGAGCGCACGCACCGGGGAGGAGCGCCUCGUUUGCCUCGCCUGCCUGCCUGCCUGCCUGCUGGCUGGCUUGCUUGCCUGCCGUUGAUGCUCUCGGCCUGCUCCGGCUUUCUGUCUUCGUACCGUCCUCAUCGUCAUCAUGGUGGGAAGCUGGCGCCCCGCUAGGUGGAUCGGACCUUUGGCUCUCUAUUACUUUUCUCUUGUUUGCCUGCUCGCCUUCUCUUCGUUGCCUGGGAUUCGAGCAUCCAAUCUUCAAACCAGCGACUGCCAGACCGGCAAAGGGAAAGGGACCAACUGCUCAGAGUUCAGUGAAAAAGAAAGCGACGUCCGGGUCUGCGAUGAGACAUCAUGUAAAUAUGGGGGCGUUUGCAAGGAGGCGAGUGACAGCCUAAAAUGUCUGUGCCAAUUUCAGUGUCAUAAAAACUACAUUCCAGUGUGUGGAUCCAAUGGAGACACCUACCAGAAUGAGUGCUACCUGCGGCAGGCGGCGUGCAAACACCAGAAGCACAUCUCUCUGGUAUCGGAGGGGCCUUGCUAUCCUGACAAUGGUUCUGGGUCAGGAGAAGGGGAGUACGACGGAUCGGGCACAGAAGUUAGCAGGAAAUUUACCAAAUGCGGGACAUGCAAGUAUGGAGCCGAGUGUGACGAAGACUCUGAGGAUGUCUGGUGCAUAUGCAAUAUUGACUGCAGUGGGCACAAUGAAAAUCCUGUGUGUGCAACGGAUGGCAACUGGUACAACAAUCCCUGCCUCGUCCGAGAGGCCUCCUGUAUGAAGCAGGAGCAGAUCGAUGUGAAGCAUCUCGGGAAGUGUCCAGAAAAGGAAGAUAAAUUGUUAUCUGGCAAAAAAGAUGAAGGAAUUCAGAAUCGGCCCGAAAUUAAAGACUCGAGCCAUCCUGAAGACAGAACCUACCAAGGCCAUUCAACACCCUGCACAGAAAACUACAACGGCUUCUGUGUCCACGGAAAAUGUGAAUUGAAAUACAACAAGGUGUCCUGUCGCUGUGAGUCGGGCUACAAAGGGGUGCAAUGUGACGAAAUCCAAGACUUCAACAUCCUGUAUGUCGUGCCGAGCGGUCAGAAGCUUCAUUACGUCCUCAUUGCAGCAAUAAUUGGAGCCGUGCAGAUAGCCAUCAUCGUGGCUGUGGUGAUGUGCAUCACAAGAAAAUGCCCGAAAAACAACAGAGGACGCCGUCAGAAGCAGAAUCUCGGACAUUUUACCUCAGAUGCUUCGUCCAGGAUGGUGUAGCUGGUGGAUUUUUUUUUUGAUACUUUUUUCCUACCAUGUGAAGUACAUUUUUAAUCCUAAAUUUGUUUGGUUAUUUUAUUUCUUUUCUGAAAAAACAAAA
Messenger RNA from Erpetoichthys calabaricus (reedfish), 2013 nucleotides. It is a transcript of the gene tmeff1a, whose product is annotated as transmembrane protein with EGF-like and two follistatin-like domains 1a. The transcript is spliced from 10 exons. The coding region runs from base 807 to 1913 and encodes 368 amino acids. The record is from RefSeq and is a predicted model, not a curated record. Lineage: Eukaryota; Metazoa; Chordata; Cladistia; Polypteriformes; Polypteridae. Gene Ontology annotation, molecular function: protein binding.